This is a messenger RNA of Pocillopora meandrina, 3616 nucleotides long. Lineage: Eukaryota; Metazoa; Cnidaria; Anthozoa; Scleractinia; Pocilloporidae. The record is from the annotation of a GenBank genome assembly.
AUGCACUUGAUUACGACCUUAUUUUAUUUGCCUUUGGUGGCUGCUGGAUGCAGAACAGUUAAAUUUAUCAAGGAAGAAGGCGUUGCCCUUCAGAAUCACGUCAUUAAAACUGUGUCUGAUUCUAAACCAAUAUCAUGUGGCUGGCAAUGUGCAGACACUCCUCUGUGUUUCUCUAUGAACGUCAGAAGGUUACCAAAUGGAAGGGUUACGUGUGAGCUGAACAAUUCCAGCAAAACCGCCGACCAACAAAAUUUGAUACUAAGUCCCGGAAGUCAAUACCAUCAGUUAGCGGUAAUGCAUGCUAUUACUAGCCUUGGUAUUUAAAAGAUUCUCUAUCAGAUUCUCCUCUAUCAGAUUCUCCUCUAUCAGAUUCAACUGUGCAGAAGGAAAAACGUCCUGAAAUUUAGCAUGUUGUGACCUGAUUGAAGAGACAAACAUCAGAGCAGUGUCUAAGGCUAUAAUGAAAAUCUCUAGUUCUCGAAACGAACAGCGUGAUUGCAGGCUGGCUCUUCUAAAAUGUAUGUUUAUCUUACUUUUAGGAAAUUGAACGUUGUACAGCGGACCAAUGCAUCUACAAAGACGGUAAAACUGCUCAAUGAAACUUCUUUAUUCUGCAAUAAGCUAAUCACCUCCUCUUGAUAAUAUUUAAAGCUUUUGUCAUCACUUCCUUUUUCCCUUAUUUCUCCCCUGAUUGACACCUUUUGCGUCCGUGGAGUUACUCGAUUUAACAUUUCUCUGCUAAAAUCAUCACAUUGUAGAUUCACCGCUGUAUUUAAAGUUCUGUAUAAGCAGGGGCUCAGUCGCUCACGUGACGCGUUUAAGCCAAUCACGCGCGAACAAACACAUUAGAUGGAUUAUAACGCUGUUUGUGCAUUUUAACAGCUCUUCCAGAUGACUGGUACAGAGUUGGUUCCAAACUCUUUAAAUUGUUUCAUGACAGAAAGACCUGGGGACAAGCCCGACAGUUUUGUCAGUCAAUUGGUGGAGACCUUUUGUCAAUAAACCGGGAAGACGAAAACAAAUUUGCAUUCCAGCUACUCAACCAGAUCAAGCCAAAUAUAGCAGGCACGUUCACCAAAUCCAUUUAUACUUUUUUUAAAAUCAUAAAGCUUAUGUUUUCCCAGAAAAUACAUUCAUACCCUUAACGAUUAGUUCUUACCUAUGAUCUAUCAGAGGCAUAUCCUUAGAUUCGUCAUCAGUAAGUGCGUCUGUUUGGUUUUUGGUACAAAACGUCAACAUUUAGUAACUUCUCCCCGUUGGCUUUUAUAUGAUAUCAAAAGCAGUUCAUUGAAACUCUAGCAAUUGAAAUAAGAUCUGGAGUGAAUUCUUUGUUCUUUAUAAUAGGUAAAGAUGUGAUUGGUCACUGGUUUCUGGAUGGUACUGACGUUGAUGUCAGGUUAGGCUCAGCACACUCUUUAAAAGUUCCCACUGACUGCACUGAAUGACACAUUCCCCUAAUUGCGUGCGUGAGGGGGCGGGCGUUACUUUUGAGAACGUGAUUGCUUGCACGUCAUCUAUAUUACCUGUUUGCGGCUCAAAAAAACAAACCGACAGUGGGAUGGGGUUCCUCAAGUACAGGUGAUCCACUAGAGAGAGUGAUGCGAUAUGUAAUAAAAACAAUCCGGCACAUCUUCAAAUGUUAGCACGACGCAAUAAAAAGGUCCCUUCUGCCAGAGAACCCGAUCUUCUCCUCCAUAAAUCUCUGCAGUGGUUAAAAAAAAUGUUGUGUUUUUAAUAUCACUGAGAAUUCUUAUAUUUUUUAAUAGUUUAUUUCAUCGCCAAGUACUUAGGCUUAUGCAGACUGGUGUCAGAUUUAUUCAGGUUAUCCGUCCUUACUCCCUCAACUUAAGCGACGUUGAGCACGAUCUCUGAUUGGAUUCCAGCUGAACACAAAGCAUCCAUCACAAAACACUCUAUUUUAUUCUUUCAACAGUCUUUUCAAUGGAGCGAGAUAUAAAGAAGAAAGCUCCCGAAGUGCGAAAGCAUUGUACCUCGACGGACAGUUUGCUUAUGCCACAACUCCAGCCGUUAACUUUUUGUCAAUCAGUUUCACUUUGGUCAGUUGGGUCAAAUUGGAGGAUCCUGUUAGAAGUCCGUCGACCAUAUAUGGAUAUUGGAAAAACCCCAACCUUUUCCGUUUCACCGCCUUCCUCGGCGACAAACUCCAAUUUGAAUUUCAGAAUCGCGACGCGCAAGGAGGGUUCCAGGACAAAAUCGAUAUUAGGGGAGGGUAAGAAUAAAUCGAAUAAUCCUCACUGUUGAGCGAUUUCGUGCACUGGAAAUCCGCGUUUCUUUUUACAUUUCCUCCUCGACCUCCCCUCCCCCCCUCCCCCACUCUCCUCCCCCUCCCCCUAACAUUUUGAGAAACGUCUGAGUCAGGUUAAGAAGACAGUCAACUCUAAAACUCGAAAAAAUAUCUGCUGCCGAAUGUGAGAAAUAAAAGGCUAGAGGGACAUUUCCUAUUUUGGCAUUUUAGUUUCCAAAGCUUUUUGCAAUUUUUCAGAAAUCCCGCCUAAACUUUGUGUUUCAUAUAUGGCCUUUAUCUUGACAGAAAUCCGAAUAAGGAGAUAUGGUUCAACGCUGCCGCGGUGUGGGACAAGACUAUGAAUAAAGCUUAUUUAUAUCUUAACGGCAGAGAAGUAGGGACUUCUGAUGGUCCGAGUGGCUUUGAUCCAACCGAAUUUAAAUAUACAUUCUAUGACAUUGGACUGAAGAGAGACGGCAAUCACACAAUGAAAGGAUAUUUGAGAAACCUGAUGAUUGUUCGCUCUGCUCUGACUGGUGAAGAGAUUUUAAGAAUGAAAGGUACAACAAAUUAAAGUUAACCAGUUAAAACAGUCAAAACGGCAACUAAGUGCCGAGUCGCACAGACAAACUUCAGACACUCCCGUUUAGAAAUUAUAAGAAUGAUUACCACAUGUUUAAGCGAUAAAUACUCAUUUUAACAAGAGAAAUUUGUUUUGUUCUUUGAUUUUGGACAAAAAGAACCUCAUUACCCAACGAGGAAUCGAGCCCAAGACCAUCGGAAUUUGCGUUCCAAUAUCCUAUGUCUUAUUUUGCGGUUAUACUGACAUAAUAUGUUAGAAAUAGUUUACUAAGGUAUCUACCUGAUUGCAAGAAUUAGUCACUAACUGAAAGAAACGGAAUGCGAACUUAAUAACAGUACCAUAUCCAUCUCAUGCAACCUUGAGUAAUUCCAAAAUCUUACAUACUUUGAAAACGUGUAGGCUAAUUCUGAUCCAUGUAAAAUGCAAAAUUUGCUCUGCGAAAAAUCCUUCAGAGUUUUCUUAGACUGCCUUUAACCCAGAGACCAACGUACCAGUUGAGCUUAGUUGCGAAUUCGCUUUGGAAGUCCUGUUUCCAUUCUGGAUUUACUUUUUCAGAUCUAAAUAACGAAGCCUUUGCUGGUGCUUGGAUCGGUCUAAAUGAUUUACGCACAGAAGGAGAUUAUCAUUGGCCCGAUGGUAGUCAGGUGACAUACGAAAAGUGGCACCCCAACGAGCCAAAUAACGCAUAUGAAUACCAAAACUGCGUUCAAAUGCGUAUCAGUGACGGGACCUGGGACGAUGCGAGCUGUGGAAAGCGUCUUCCUUUUCUUUGUGAAAAGAAACAUUGA